Messenger RNA from Dermacentor andersoni, 2253 nucleotides. RefSeq names its product minor histocompatibility antigen H13. Lineage: Eukaryota; Metazoa; Arthropoda; Arachnida; Ixodida; Ixodidae. Gene Ontology annotation, molecular function: aspartic endopeptidase activity, intramembrane cleaving. Gene Ontology annotation, cellular component: lumenal side of endoplasmic reticulum membrane; membrane; cytoplasmic side of endoplasmic reticulum membrane. The record is from RefSeq and is a predicted model, not a curated record. Gene Ontology annotation, biological process: membrane protein proteolysis.
AGCGACCUCUCUAGUGCAGACAUGGCGGGCGCAGCGGACGACGUGAUAGCUCAGGUCAACGAGACGCUCAAAGAAGCCGUCAAAAAUGAAACUACCAAGUUCCAGCCGACUCCCGCAGGUCAGGCAGUCGCCUACACCAGCAUCAUGCUUAUGGCUUUCUUCCCCAUCGUCUUGGGCGCUUUCAAAUCCGUCACACACCAGCGGAAACAAAAGGAGUCUGGCGAAAAGCCCGAAACCAUGACGAGGAAGGAUGCUGCCAUGUUUCCAGUCAUAGCCAGCGGAGCACUGUUUGGCUUGUACAUAUUCUUCAAGCUGUUCUCAAAAGAAUACAUCAACCUCCUGCUCACGGGAUACUUCUUUUUACUUGGAGUAUUAGCUCUCGCUCACAUAUUGAGCCCGGCGUUCAGCCGCGUCCUGCGAAGUCUGCUGCCCAGUCACUUUUAUCGCUGGGAGUACAGGAUCUCCUUCCAGCGGUGGUCGACGACACAGACUGAUGAGUGCGAAGAGUACUUUGACUACCGCUUCAGCUACGACGACAUAGCCUGUUGGAUCUUCUGCUGCUUAUUUGGAGUCUGGUAUCUCUGGAAAAAGCACUGGGUGGCCAACAACCUCUUCGGCCUGGCCUUUGCCAUCAACGGCGUCGAGCUGCUGCACAUCAACACAGUGUCCACUGGCUGCACAUUGCUGGGCGGCCUCUUUGUCUACGACAUCUUCUGGGUCUUUGGCACUGACGUCAUGGUAACCGUUGCCAAGUCUUUCGAAGCACCCAUCAAAUUGGUGUUCCCCCAAGAUUUCUUGGAGAGUGGGUUUGCAGGCAGACACUUUGCCAUGCUUGGCCUGGGCGACAUCGUCAUUCCUGGCAUCUUCAUUGCCCUGCUGUUGCGGUUUGACUACAGCCUCAAAAGGCAAAGGAAUCUUUACUUUGUGAGCAGCUUCGUCGCGUACGUGCUGGGUCUGGCGUUGACCAUCUUCAUCAUGAUCUAUUUCAACCAUGCGCAGCCAGCUCUCCUGUACCUGGUACCAGCGUGCAUAGGCGUGCCACUGAGCGUUGCACUCGUCAUGGGUGACAUCACGGCCAUGUUCAAGUAUGAAGACCACCCUGCUGAGGAAAAGGCCUCGGGCACUGAUGAGCGGCGGGAGCACGAAACUGAAAGUGACAGUGACCAGAAAACACCCAAGGCUUCGCCAGUGUCUGCAAAAAAAAAUACUAGGAAAGACAAGUAAAGUGGAUCAUCGAACUAGGAAAACAGGGCCAUGGAAAACGCUUUGGAAGCUGUAUUUAAUUGAGGACACUCUUUUCAAAGUUUCAGCGGUGCAGGAAGUGUGGCCACCGCAAGUUGUUGUGCUGACACAUUUCAAAUCACAGAGGAAAGGGAAUCGAGACUAAAGUUUGCUGAGCGGUUGCAGUAGGAAUAUUUUGGGGAUUCAGUUCGUUCGACCAGGUUUGUUUCCAUCGACACGUGGGAGCAUGUGCUUCGAUGCAGACAGGAUGCCACGUGCAGCAAGUGUCCCUGUGCAUGGCAGUUUUGUGAAAUCAUUGGUUGUGGAACCAACUUGUGAAGCUGAAAUUGCCCUUAAGAGGGGUUUGUUUUAGCUGAAAGGUCCUGGCAUUUGGUUAAAUGAUUGGAAACGUGUGGCAAUCUUUGCCUUAGUUAGUUGUAUCCUUAUUUGCAUUCUUUUUUUUUUUCGCGUUCUGGAAGAUUCUACGCUUUGUAAGGCCCGGUCUCGACAACUGUUUGUGUGUUCUGUUUUACGCCAUUCUGUUGACCUAGCAGCUGAUGAGAGGCUGUUAUAAGCAGAGCCAUAUCUGAAGCUAAGGAGACAGGUCUCAAAGCCUGAACACUGCUAAAUAUGCAUUUGGCUCAUAAGAUAAUUUAUUAAGACAUUCAGGCUCAGUGAAAAUAAAUUCCAUGAUGAAUUUGGCUUGUCCACAUGUCUGUGAAAGCAUUCAUUUCAUAAACAAUAUGUGUUCCAUCGAAACAUGAGUAUUUCGACAAGUCCGUCAUCUCUAGGUCGAAUUUGUGUUCUCGGUGCAUUGUGUUUACCGUUCAUAAAUAAAAUACGAUUUCGUUGUGGAACAGAAUAUUUUUGUACCUCAGUCCAGAGUCUAAAUGAAACCAGAGGUUGGAAUAAUUGAUGGACAUUGUUGUCUUAUUACUUGAUUUUGUAAGAAAAAAAGAGGGUGAUGGUACCACUUGUCUUUUUUGGUUGUGUGCUUUCCGGCCAAAGAGAAUAAAAGAUCUUUCACACCUG